Molecule: messenger RNA, 2273 nt
Organism: Symphalangus syndactylus (siamang)
Lineage: Eukaryota; Metazoa; Chordata; Mammalia; Primates; Hylobatidae
Gene: PGLYRP3
Product: peptidoglycan recognition protein 3
Biological process (GO): peptidoglycan catabolic process
Molecular function (GO): N-acetylmuramoyl-L-alanine amidase activity; zinc ion binding
Source: RefSeq, a predicted model, not a curated record
CUUAAGUUUCUCUGGGUGCUGUAAACAGAGCUGGCUUGGAGCCUCAGCCCUCUGCCUUUCUCUUCUCUUCCACCUUUUGUUAGGGAUCCUGGGCUCUCCUCUUCUCUCUGGGAAGCCAGAGCCCAAGUCCUCCAUUCCCAGGGAGGGAGUGCCCUCUAGGGCCAGGGGGAGUGAAGGCCUGAGGAGGCACCAGCUGGAGAAGAAGGGCAGGGCCUGGAGGCCAAGUCUGGAAGGGAAGGAGCUGCUGGCCAAUCAGGGGCGAGCCGACUGCACCCUGACCUGCUGGGCUGGGACAGCACAGAACCCACAGGGCCGCCAUCCACACUGUCCCAGUCAGAGUCCUGGGACCACAUGGGGAUGCUGCCGUGGCUUCUUGCCUUCUCCAUUCUGGGUCUCCAGGCUUGGGAUACUCCCACCAUCGUCUCCCGCAAGGAGUGGGGGGCAAGGCCGCUCGCCUGCAGGGCCCUGCUGACCCUGCCUGUGGCCUACAUCAUCACAGACCAGCUCCCAGGGAUGCAGUGCCAGGAGCAGAGCAUUUGCAGCCAGACACUGCGGGGGUUGCAGUCCCAUUCCAUCUACACCAUAGGCUGGUGCGACGUGGCGUACAACUUCCUGGUUGGGGAUGACGGCAGGGUGUAUGAAGGUGUUGGCUGGAACAUCCAAGGUUUGCACACCCAGGGCUACAACAACAUCUCCCUGGGCAUCGCCUUCUUUGGCAGUAAGAUAGGCAGCAGUCCUAGCCCUGCUGCAUUAUCAGCUGCAGAGGGUCUGAUCUCCUAUGCCAUCCAGAAGGGUCACCUGUCGCCCAGGUAUAUUCAGCCACUUCUUCUGAAAGAAGAGACCUGCCUGGACCCUCAACAUCCAGUGAUGCCCAGGAAAGUUUGCCCCAACAUCAUCAAACGAUCUGCUUGGGAAGCCAGAGAGACACACUGCCCUAAAAUGAACCUCCCAGCCAAAUACGUCAUCAUCAUCCACACCGCUGGCGCAAGCUGCACUGUAUCCACAGACUGCCAGACUGUCGUCCGAAACAUACAGUCCUUUCACAUGGACACACGGGACUUUUGUGACAUUGGAUAUCACUUCCUGGUGGGCCAGGAUGGUGGCGUGUAUGAAGGGGUUGGAUGGCACAUCCAAGGCUCUCACACUUAUGGAUUCAACGAUAUUGCCCUAGGAAUUGCCUUCAUCGGCUACUUUGUAGAAAAGCCUCCAAAUGCUGCAGCACUGGAGGCAGCCCAGGACCUGAUCCAGUGUGCCGUGGUUGAGGGGUACCUGACUCCAAACUACCUGCUGAUGGGCCACAGUGACGUGGUCAACAUCCUGUCCCCUGGGCAGGCUUUGUAUAACAUCAUCAGCACCUGGCCUCAUUUCAAGCACUGAAGGAGGCCCCACUCCCUCUGAGACUGCCCUCCCUCCCCUACCGGGUCUCUCCAAUCCUCAUCAGCCAAGCUGGCUCAGCACCUUGUGUCCCCCUCCCCUGCCAGCCCAUCCUUUCUCAGGUUCGAAUGGUCAUGUCCUUUCCUGCCAACAUCCUCCAAGAGCCCCCAAACCUCACAGCUGGGCAUUCACAGCCCUCUUGGUCUGAGUUUAGACUUCCCCUCUCUUCACCUACUUCUCCCCUGGGCACCUACCUCCUCAGUCAGGCGAGACAAUGGGUUGGUACUUGUGGCAUUUCUCUCUCUCUCCCUGCAACCCCUGUCUCCUCUUCUUUCUUUCUCUCUUUCUUUCUUUCUUUCUUUCUUUCUUUCUUUCUUUCUUUCUUUCUUUCUUUCUUUCUUUCUUUCCUUCUUUCUUUCUUUCUUUCUUUCCUUUCUUUCCUUCCUUUCCUUCCUUCCUUCCUUCCUUCCUUCCUUCCUUCCUUCCUUCCUUCCUUUCUCUUUCUUUCCUUCUUUCUCCUUCUUCCUGCUUUCUCACUCUCUCUCUCGCUUUCUCACUCUCUCUCUCUCUCCCCCCCUCCGCCUGGUGAGCCUUCCCUGUUUUCUGCCUGGAAGCCCCCACCCUUCAUCCCUCACCCAUGACCUAGGUCAGUGUGCCCACCCCUCCUCUCUGCUCACACAUGGACUGGUACAUAUUUGGAUGCAGCCCUUACUUAAGGGCUGUAAUUAUUUAUAGAUAUGAUUUAUAGAUAUGUCUGUCCUCUCCUCUGGGUUGUAAGUUUCUCCAAGGGAGGAAUUCUAUUUUAUUCAUCUCUGUCCUCAGUUCCUCAGCAGUGUUUGGAGUUUAAUAGGUUCUACAGAUGUUUGUUAAAGAAAUGGAUGAAUAAAUGAAUGAGUGGA